Truncatella angustata is the source of this 1431-nucleotide messenger RNA. Its product is annotated as alcohol acetyltransferase. The coding region runs from base 1 to 1431 and encodes 476 amino acids. The record is from RefSeq and is a predicted model, not a curated record. Gene Ontology annotation, molecular function: N-acetyltransferase activity. Lineage: Eukaryota; Fungi; Ascomycota; Sordariomycetes; Amphisphaeriales; Sporocadaceae. The transcript is spliced from 2 exons.
AUGUUGAUGAGAUAUGCCAGUCCAAAUGAGCGGCGCGUCAUAACCCGAGAACAUCUGGGUUAUUACAGAUCUGUCGUUGUUGGAGCUGUGUAUGAUUUUGGCAGCAAAAGUGUGGACCUAAGAUCACCGAGUUCUUACUUUUGGCCUUUGACAAGCUGCCUGGACGAACAUCCAUUUUUGAGUGUUGUUAUACAGGAUUCAAAUACCGAGAAGCCAUUCUACGACCACGUUCAAAAGGUCAACAUUAAUGACCAUAUCAGCAUCGCUGACGAUCUGAAUGUUGAUGAAACUGUCGGAUUAACGGAAACGAGGAGUAUCGAAACAAUAUUAGGUUCGGGACUUGAUCUGUCUUGGCCUUCGCACAUCCCUCCCUGGAAAAUCCUCAUACAUCCUAUUGUAUCCCCGACAAGUACAAACCCGACUCGAUGCUUCAUUGCUUUCUCGUUCUCACACUCGCUAAGUGACGGACUUGCAGGACCAGCCUUUCACCACACUUUCUUGAACGCGCUACGCUUGGGCGAGCAAGGCAAAGAGGUGUCUGAGGUAGUGAAAACUUCUGGUUCCUUGCCAGUCGCUUUUGAUAUAGCGGAAAGGCUUCCUAUAUCAUGGGGUUUCCUCUUGCGACCACUGCUGGGAGUUCUUUUGCCAAAGCUUAUUGCUAAUUUUCUUGGGAUCCGCGCCGCUACCACUGCAAUUGACAAUGGGACAUGGCUUGGUUCCCCGACGUUCUUCAAACAGCACGAGUAUCACUCACGGUACAAACUCUUAGAAAUCGAGGCCGCCUUGCUGCAAAAAAUUCUGGUUGAAUCGAGAGAGCAUGGCGCCAAGCUUACUGCAACUCUUCAUCAAGUAAUCAUCCAAGCUUUGAGCCGGUUGAUUCCAGCUUCGAGAGCUACCAAUUUCGUGUCGCAGACGGCUGUCAAUAUGCGAAAAUCUGUUGGCGUACCAGAAAACGAGAUGGGCUCAUACGUCACAGGCUAUGACGAACUACAUGUAAGGACCGACGGUGCAGGCUCUUUGUCGGACACCGCUUGGGCUGCAGCUAGCACAAUGACGAAUAAUUUGGCCAGCUAUGCCGUGCGGCUUCAAGACCAACCUAUCGGUUUACUGAGGUACGCGCCAAGUAUCAAAGAGUAUCUGACUGGCAAGCUAGGGCAGAAACGGGACUGUUCCUAUGAAGUGAGCAACUUGGUGGCUUUCUCCGACACGGCCAGUAAUGCAGGAUGCAAGAUAACCAAGAUGGUCUUCGCCCAACCGUGUAACGUUGUGAGCGCUCCUCUAGUGUUUAGCAUCAUCAGCGUCAAAGGUGGUAGUUUAAUUCUCGCCAUCAGCUGGCAGUCUGGUGCUUUAGAUAUCGCCGAGGAAGACGAAAACGAGUUUGUCAAAGGCCUAUGCGAAUUGAUCAAGUCAAGCCUGCAGGGACUGCAAUAG